Messenger RNA from Pseudoliparis swirei, 2594 nucleotides. RefSeq names its product anaphase promoting complex subunit 4 (gene anapc4). Lineage: Eukaryota; Metazoa; Chordata; Actinopteri; Perciformes; Liparidae. Gene Ontology annotation, biological process: protein K11-linked ubiquitination; positive regulation of mitotic metaphase/anaphase transition; anaphase-promoting complex-dependent catabolic process. The record is from RefSeq and is a predicted model, not a curated record. Gene Ontology annotation, cellular component: anaphase-promoting complex; nuclear periphery. The coding region runs from base 134 to 2518 and encodes 794 amino acids. Gene Ontology annotation, molecular function: protein binding. The transcript has 28 exons.
AUGGCGCCGUCCACGUAAAUGUAAAACAAAACACACACACAAUGAAGACAACGUAAAAAGAGAAUAUAAUAAAGUGUUUCUCCCGGCGGAGCAGUGUUUUUUUGAAGUUUUCAACCACAACAAAGGCCUCAACAUGCCGGCCUUCCGCCAGGUGGGAGAGAAGCAGCUUCCCAACCCGGUGCUGUGCAUGGCCUGGUCCCCCAAGAGGGAUCUGAUCGCUCUGGCCAACACCACCGGAGAGCUGCUGCUGCACCGCUUGGCGAGCUUCCAGCGGGUGUGGAGCUUACCGCCUAGCGAGUACACCGGGAAGGAGAUCACCGCCCUGGCCUGGAGACCCGAUGGCAAGAUCCUGGCCUUCAGCCUGGGCGACACGAAGCAGGUGGUGCUGUGCGGCGUGGAGAAGGCUGAGAUCCUCCACGUGUUCCCGAUGCAGCACCCGGUGACCUGCAUGCACUGGAUGGAGGUGACGGAGGAGAGCAGUGUCCUCAGCGCCUUCUACAGCUCAGAGGACGAGUCCAAGCUCUUCCUCCCUAAACUACCGACGCUCCCCAAGAGCUACAGCACAACGUCAAAGAUCUUCAGUGAGGAGAAGUCUGAUGAGAUCAUGAACCUCAUGGGUGAAGUCAGACUGAACGUUCUGGUUCUGGGAGGAGACUCCGGCUUCGUGGAGCUGUUUGCCUACGGCAUGUACAAGAUCGCCACUCUGUCGGGGGUGUCGGGUUCCUGUCGCAGCCUCAGUCUGUCGAGCGACCUCAAGUCUCUGUCCGUCAUCUCAGAAGUCCGGUCGGCUGGCGGAGAUCCUCAGAUCUGCUACGUUCAGCUGGACACGAGGUUGCUGUCCGACUGCCUGCCCGAGGUGACCCGGAUGGCACGCAAGUUCACCCACAUCUCCACUCUGCUGCAGUACCUCCACCUGUCGCUCACCUGCAUGUGUGAGGCCUGGGAGGACAUCCUCAUGCAGAUGGACCUGAGACUCACCAAGUUCGUUCAGGAGAAGAACACAAGCACUCAAGUCCAAGAUGAGUUCUUAGAGCUUUUGCUGUGGGGACAAUCGAGCCCUGAACUUCAGGCUCUCCUCAUGAACCAGCUGACCGUCAAGGGCCUGAAGAAGCUCGGCCACUCCAUUGAGUCGUCGUACUCCAGCAUCCAGAAGCUGGUGAUCAGCCACCUGCAGAGUGGCUCUGAGGCUCUGCUGUACCACCUGAGUGAGGUGAAGGGCAUGUCCCUGUGGAAGCAGAAGUUUGAGCCCCUCGGCCUGGAUGCAGCGGCUAUAGACGGCGCCAUCACCGCCGUGGGCUCCUUUUCUCUGAAGGCCAGCGAGCUCCUGCAGGUAAUCGACAAAAGUACGAAGAACUUUAAAGCCUUUUUCCGCUGGUUGUAUGUAGCCAUGCUCAGGAUGUGUGAGGAGCACGUUCCCCCGGAGCUCAACAAGAUGACGCAGAAGGACAUCGCCUUCGUGGCCGACUUCCUGUCGGAGCACUUCAGCGAGAACGAGGAACUGUUUGACCGUAAGGGGAAGUACUUCAACGUGGAGCGAGUGGGUCAGUACCUGAAGGAUGAGGACGAGGACCUGGUGUCUCCUCCCAACACCAAGGGGAACCAGUGGCUCAAGUUCCUGCAGGAGAGCACGCACCUCAAGGAGAGCCCCCUGCUGUUCCCCUCAUUCCCCCAGAAGUCGUUGCACUUCGUGAAGAGGAUGAUGGAGAGUGUGAUCGAGGAGUGUCUCCAGAAACCCGCCGAGGUAAUCGGGAAGUCGGUGACGCAGGCCGUCUUCUUGCCCCUGUACACCGUACCUGAGAGCUCUGAAAAAACUCCGCGACUUUUUGAACUCCCAUCGUUGUGGAACGACAAGAAAUCCAAAAUGCACCACGUUGUGUUCUGUAUGCCGGAGAGUUCACCAGGGAAGCUCUACCUGCUGCGCAGAGGGACCGACCCACACAGACUCGUCCCUAACAGCGUCUUGUCCAUUGACCUCCGCCACCAGGUUGACGGUGAAGCUGCAGCCCGGCCCAGCUGCCUCUACAGCUGCCUGGAUGCCCGUUUCUAUGACGACGAGAUGCUGACCGUGGUCCUGCGAGGAGACGGCGAGCGAGAGGAGAGCGUCCUGGCUCAGCUUCCUCUGGCCUCAGCGCUCAGCUGCCAGGCCGAGUUCCAGCUGGAGCCCAACCUCAGGUUGGACCAGCAGAGCGGAGCCAUCCCGUGUCAAGAGCUGGUUUUGGGGAAUCAGUGGCGUGAACUGGAAAACAUGAAGGCCCAGUUUGUGGCCGUCAACGGGAUCCGCAAAGUGGCCUGUGUGCUAAGUGCCAAUCUCCGGCACAUCCGUGUUUUUGAGAUGGACGUCGAGGACGAAGACGACGAGGGAGCCGAGUCUCAGAACGCCAGCGCGGACCAGGACGGGCUGGACGCCACGAUGGCCAGCGAGGGCCGGGGGGAGGAGGCUAAAGAGGACGGCGGGGAGCGAGGAGGCGAUGCCUUUAGGAAAACCGAGGAGCAGCUGGAGUCGGAGGAAGCCCUCUGAGACGAGAUUCAUAAAUAAAAGACGUUUGUUUUACAUGUAAAGUCUCUGACAAUAAACAGGUUUGUUUUCAUAUUUA